AUGCUUGGUAUUUUUACCGUGAACCGGCUGCAUGCUCUUCUUUCGCUACAAUUCAAACAUCUGAAUUUCUCCAUACAACACAAUCCGGAUGGAGGCCCUCCCGUACUUUUGGCGGAGAUCAAGUUGGAGCAUACGAAGAAAUUCCUCGGAACUUCGCAAGUUAACAAUUUUCCUUUUCCUGAAAUUAUCAACGAUCCGUCGCUUGUCUUCAGUCCUCAUACAUUCAUCUUCGGUAUACUUUUUUGGCUUCAAGCCUUCGAAGUCCCUGCGCUUUCCUCCAUGGAGCGCCUUCGAAAGCUGUUCGUGGAAGGCGGUCGACAACAGAUGGAACUACCCUUGAAACGCGAAGUCGAAAACUAUUAUGUCUUCUGCAAGACAGACGUAGUCAAUGGCCGUGCGGUUCUCCAGUGGAACCAACCGAUGACCGAGAGCGCCAUGUCUGGACGUCUGAGAAAUCUAGGGGAGAUCCACGGCUUCCUUCAGUCAAUGUUCGCCCAUCGUUUUCGCUAUGGAGGGGGGAAGAUGUUAAACGAAAGCAGCGCGGUCAGCGAAGCACAGCAAAAUCUGAUUAUGAAACACGCUGACACUCGGACGUUCUUGAAUCAUUAUCUUCCACGCCACAUCGACACCGAUAUGCAGAGCGUUAUGAACGGCCGCGACUCCAAUAAGUCUCUGAUGCGCGCGAUCACCCGGAUGAGUAGGUGGAUUGACAAAAGACGCCCUCGACAUCUUACUUCGGAGCAGCGAGCGUCCCUUCGCGAACAUCCAGAAUAUGUCGAGGCCACUCGGCGAAUGAGGGAGCAAGCCGAAGAGUGCAAAUGCGACCCCAGUGCAGCGAUGCAAUCGCGAUUAGAGAAAUUGACACGCGAAACCUCCAAUACAUUCGGUCGGUUGGAAAGAGCACUGAGACGAAAGGUCCGCCAUGAGUUCGACCGCAAACAGGCCAUAAUAGACAUUGAGCGACAGCUCUCGGGGGCUGCUGUUGAUGACGAAGAGGCUAAGAAGGUACUUCAAGUAGAAGACCAGAUGCUACCUGAGCAGAUUGAUCUUCUUGAGAAAUUAUUCACGUGGCCUACCUCUCAAUCCCUGGAGGCGGAGUGGCAAAGAAGGAACGCUGCUGUGGCUACGAUCUCCCGAUACUGUUGUUUCCUUGAAGGUGGACCCUUGCGUGGGCGACGUAAACGGGCUGCACCAAGUGAUGGGUUCGAUGAAGAACAGACCAACGUGUUCCCAGAGCCGGCCAAGAAGAGUUGCAGCUCUCCAAAGCCCUCGCAUCAGGAUAUUCUUCUUGUGAAAGCCGAAAAUUACAUCAAAAAGGCAAAGAAGCCUCGGCGAUGUUUUCAAUGUUAUGGUGACACCCAUCUUCCUAUUCAUCGCCGGACGCAGAAGUAUAGCGAAUACAAGUCGACCCUACGCCACUUUCGAGAGAAGCACUUGCAGGAUCGAAGGUGUUAUAUGUGUGACGAGGAUCUGCUACAUGAGAUGCAUCUUCGGAGGCAUGCAGAAGAAAUCCAUCGCCUCAGCACCGAACGGAAUUACUAUGUCAAAGAAGAUACGGGAUCAGACAUCUACACUGAUUAA
Messenger RNA from Penicillium canescens, 1581 nucleotides. Its product is annotated as DUF3435 domain-containing protein. The record is from RefSeq and is a predicted model, not a curated record. The transcript has 2 exons. The coding region runs from base 1 to 1581 and encodes 526 amino acids. Lineage: Eukaryota; Fungi; Ascomycota; Eurotiomycetes; Eurotiales; Aspergillaceae.